Nannospalax galili (Upper Galilee mountains blind mole rat) is the source of this 711-nucleotide messenger RNA. RefSeq names its product small integral membrane protein 23 (gene Smim23). The transcript is spliced from 5 exons. The record is from RefSeq and is a predicted model, not a curated record. Bases 1 to 711 code for a protein of 236 amino acids. NCBI's taxonomy places the organism in Eukaryota, Metazoa, Chordata, Mammalia, Rodentia, Spalacidae.
AUGGCAAUCCAACAGAUGGGUGGCAAGGGGCAGGUGGCAGCCGAGCUGUUUGAACAGAGAAGGGACAGCCACUGUGACAACAGGAAGCAGACGCUGUUAGCACUGUUGGUCUUGGUGCUGUACUUGGGCACAGGGAUAUCAGGAAAUGGCUGGGAGGUGUCAGGAAGGAUCAGAGAGUGCAACUAUCCUCAGAAUCCUGUGGCAUCCCAGGGGGUUGAAUAUCAGACCAGUGAACCCACGGAAGAGCCAAUAAGGACCUUCAGGAACUGGCUGAAGAUGAACUUGCAUGUUUUCUUGGAGGAACUCGAGAAAGAAGUGCGGGAGCUGGAGCAGCUGGUACGGGACCUGGAGUUUUGGCUUGAUGCGUUUCUGAGAGAACCUUGCCCAGAGGACCCCUGUUCCACCCACAGGACUACUUAUGAAGGCAGCAUUGGUAUCAGCAGCACCAUCAUUAUUACUACUAUUGUCAUCACCUGCAUCACUACCACAUCAGUUACCAUCAUUACUACUACCAUCAUCAUCACCACCAGAAACAACACCAUCAUUAUUACUACUGUCAUUAUCACCACUAUCAGUUCCAGAAGAAGCACCAUCAUCAUUACCACCACCAUCAUCAUCACUGUCAUCACCAAUACCAUCACUCCAAUCAUCAUCACUACCAUAGUGGUUUCAAUGAAAAAUGUCUCCCAUAGGCUUCAAGUCUUUGAAUAA